AUGGCGCCGGACGUAAACAGCCUCCCCACUUCCCCUCGACCCGACAACAUGUCGCAACCCAACUCGCAACCAACUUCCACGGCGGCUUCAAGACGCACCUCCGCCAUGGGCCCUCCAGCACACCCUGCCUCCGCGACCGCGCCGCUACACACUCACCACGCAUACCCUCGAAGCCCCAUAAUUUCGAGCAGUGACCAAGUGCCUAUGCGUCACCCCAGGCCACUCACUGCAGCAGAGCUGUAUGCUGAGUGUGAGAAAGAGCAGGAGGCAGUGGUCAAUCGCCUGACCCGCGAGCUCACUGCUCUGCGCGCUCAGUCGGCGUCUGUCGCCAGCAAUGCUUCGGUCUCGUCGACUUCGACGGGCGUGUCCUUGCUGCCGGUUGAUAUCUCAGACCCAAACCCGACCCAUCAGAUGACCGGUGCGACACAUCCCACCCCGUCCCGCAGACACAGAUCCUCUUCGUCGGUCAGCACGAGGAGCAUACCAACGCCGUCGACCAGCGCCUCACAAGCAGGCAGCAGCAUCACCAACGCCUCCAUCCAGGCACAAGCCGGGACCAGCACGACCAACGUCCCCGUCCAUGGCAUAUCACAAGCAUCAGCUGAUCGUGCCGCUGCAGCGACUGGAUCCUCUCUAAGCAGACAACCAUCCGUUGGAGCGUCAGGAAACUCCACCCCCGCUCGCCAGUCAAUGGAAGUACCCCGUCACGUCGGCACGCUCUAUACACUCCCACACCGCCCCUCCGUCUCACGGGACCCCUCCGCAAACACAGUCUCCUCAACCCACGCUCAAGCCGGCACGCCAGCCCCCUUCCCACAACCUCUCCCAUCUCCAGCUCAAUCUCCCAAUCAAUCUGGCGGUGUCCAAAUCGCCAUGCAGCACUACGCCGACACAGCCGCCUACCGAACAGAAAUGGAAAUCGUCAAAGCAGAGAACGACGCCCUCCGCCAACGAGUGCGAGCCCUCGAGCGAGCUCUGCGUGCCCGUCGACGAGACUCGAGUCAAUCCGAUGCCCAGCGACCAGACGUCGGGAACAGCACUCGUCCCACGCGUGAAAGCUCCAUGAAUGAGCGUGUCCCAUCCAUGACUAGCCCACCUCCAUCAGCCGGUCUGGGUGUUGCGGCGUGGGCAGGUGGUGUAGGAGGCGUGGCGGGACCACGGGAGCGGAGCGAGAGCCAGAGCACGACGGCGAGCAGUCGGAGAGGUCUGGGCACGACUGAUGAUGAGGUUCGAGUCGGCGAGAGCGCUAGUAGUGUUGGCGUUGGACGUGGUCUUUAG
Zasmidium cellare ATCC 36951 is the source of this 1278-nucleotide messenger RNA. RefSeq lists its product as uncharacterized. The record is from RefSeq and is a predicted model, not a curated record. The transcript is spliced from 2 exons. NCBI's taxonomy places the organism in Eukaryota, Fungi, Ascomycota, Dothideomycetes, Mycosphaerellales, Mycosphaerellaceae. Bases 1 to 1278 code for a protein of 425 amino acids.